Messenger RNA from Podarcis raffonei (Aeolian wall lizard), 647 nucleotides. RefSeq names its product NADH:ubiquinone oxidoreductase subunit A11 (gene NDUFA11). Gene Ontology annotation, biological process: mitochondrial respiratory chain complex I assembly. The record is from RefSeq and is a predicted model, not a curated record. The transcript has 4 exons. Lineage: Eukaryota; Metazoa; Chordata; Lepidosauria; Squamata; Lacertidae. The coding region runs from base 45 to 455 and encodes 136 amino acids.
AGAAGUGAACCCGCCGGAGUCUCGCGAGACCGGCCGCCGCCAAGAUGGGUGACUACUGGGACAUCCCUGAGGGCACCGACUGCGGCCGGAAAACUUGGCUCACGACGCGGCUCGGGGCCAUUCUCGGUCUGGUGGGCUCUGCUUACCGCCUCACCCUGUUCCCGUCCGAAACGGCCCUGGGGGCUUUUCAGAGGGCGACCACCGGAACCGUCACCAUGGCCACCUUGGGGGCCGUAUUCGGGGUCACCACUUGCCUCAGCGCCCAGCUCCGGGACGACCCAGAGGACCCCAAAAACUAUUUCAUCGGAGGCUGCGCCUCGGGCGCCGUCUGGGGAGCCAGAGCCCACAGCUUCGCCACCGGCACUGCGGCCUGCGUGGGCCUGGGCUCGGCCGCCUUCCUCGCCAAAAUCGGCAAGAAGGAGGGCUGGCGCUGGCUGGGGCCUCCCGAACUCUGAACCCGGAGCCGCCCUCUCCGUCCUCCCAGUGCGGCGCACGAUCGCCACCCACCACGUCCCGGGGCCUGGACUGCGGGGCAGACAAGGACUUGAGCGGGAAAUCCCCAAAAUCCCGGCGCCGUGGGCCGGCCGUCCCGUGGGAAUCUUGCCCUGCAAAUAAAAGCGUUGGCCGUUCGCAGUCCCUGCAAAAUU